This is a messenger RNA of Rhinichthys klamathensis goyatoka, 2503 nucleotides long. It is a transcript of the gene tut1, whose product is annotated as terminal uridylyl transferase 1, U6 snRNA-specific. The record is from RefSeq and is a predicted model, not a curated record. Gene Ontology annotation, cellular component: mitochondrion. Lineage: Eukaryota; Metazoa; Chordata; Actinopteri; Cypriniformes; Leuciscidae. Gene Ontology annotation, molecular function: poly(A) RNA polymerase activity; zinc ion binding; RNA binding. The transcript has 10 exons. The coding region runs from base 77 to 2479 and encodes 800 amino acids.
AUCAUGGAGGGAGAUUUGAGUUGUUUUAUGUAGCAACUUUGACGCUUUUCUUUGGAAUUACCUGCACAGCCUCUCAAUGGAGCUCGAUAAAGACAUCCAGACAACGCAAAGAGGAUUUCACUGCAACCUCUGCAAUGUUAAUAUACCCAACAAGCCGAGCCUGGAAGAUCAUGUUAAAGGAAGAAAGCACCAGCAUCUGCAGCGGCUCAGAGCUCAGCGUAAAGCUCAGGAGGAAAACAGCGUGUUCGUGAGCGGCUUUAAACCAGACACCUCUCAAACCGAUCUGAAGGAGUAUUUCACACAGUUUGGACAGGUGUCAGAUGUGAUCAUGGACAAGGACAAGGGUGUGUAUGCUAUAGUGGAGUUCUCCGAGCCGAAGAACGUUCAGACAGCUCUGGAACAGCUACAGCAUCAGCUCAAUGGACUCCAGCUCCGUGUCAAGCCCAGAGAGAGGAAAGACUUCAAACUGUCCAGCAGGGGGAAACCCAAAAACACCCAGAUCAGCCUGGACAAACUCAACAACGAGCUCUGCAAGGCUACAUCUGUCAAUGAGCAGAUGCAAAAGGUGGUGGAGUUUUUUGAGCUGAAUGACAAUGAGAAGAAAGUGAGAGAUCUCCUAGUUCAGCUGCUACAGGAAGUCUUCACAGAGUUCUUUCCAGAUUGCCAGAUUGUGCCCUUUGGCUCCUCUGUGAACACGUUUGGGAUUCACUCCUGUGACCUUGAUCUGUUCCUCGACCUUGAGAACACCAAAGCAUUUCAAGCUCGCGCAAAGACUACUGGAUUGACAGGAGAAAAUCAGUCUGAGGAUUGCCAUUCUGAAGACUCCAUUUUGUCCGACAUUGACCUGUCCACUGCCACUCCUGUUGAAAUUUUGGAGCUUGUUGCAGCCAUUUUGAGGAAGUGCGUUCCAGGUGUACACAAAGUACAGACGCUCAGCACUGCCCGACUUCCUGUGGUCAAGUUCAGUCAUCGAGAGCUCAACCUCCAAGGAGACAUCACAAUCAACAAUAGAUUGGCAGUAAGAAACACUCGAUUUCUGCAGUUGUGUUCAGGCAUCGAUUCCAGACUGCGACCCUUAGUCUACGCCAUCCGAUUAUGGGCUAAGCAGAAACAAUUAGCAGGGAACCUGUCUGGGCCUGGACCGUUGUUGAACAAUUACGCUCUUACACUGCUGGUGAUCUUCUACCUUCAGAAUCGAGACCCUCGUGUGCUUCCCUCUGUGAAUCAGCUCAAGAACAUGGCCUGUGAGGAAGAAGAGUGCGUUAUUGAGGAAAGGGAUUGUACAUUUCCUAGUCAGCCCUUUAGUGUACCACCCAGCAAAAACACUGAAGAUCUCUGCACUUUGCUUUUUGGAUUCUUCACCUUUUACUCACAGUUUGAUUUCCCUGCAUCAGUGGUGUCUCUGCGAGACGGCCGUGUGCUCCCUAUUACAGACUUCUUUUGCAGUGACGAGGAUGCGGUAAACGCUGCAGAGGCCUCUAGUCCCAAACCAAAGCGCUCCUCUGCCCCUAAACUGGGCCCAAUGAAUGUCCUAGAUCCAUUUGAGCUAAACCACAAUGUGGCUGGGAACCUUAACGAACGAACACAAAAGAACUUCAAGAGAGAAUGCUGCGAUGCUGAGAAGUACUGCCGCAGUUUGCAGUACCAGCGCAAAUCAGCCAAGGGCAAAUCCUGGGGCCUUGUGCGGCUCUUUGCACCGCCAAGUGAAACAGGACCCCGACCGAAAGUCGAGACUGAGAAGAUUAUGGAGGUCGGCAUCUCUUUCAAGGCAGCCAUUCUCCCAGAACCCUUGCGUGCCCAACUGGCAUUGGCUGGGAAGGGUUUUAGGGGUCUUUGGUUUGCGAAGGUCUGCUCUGCUGUGCAGAUGGUGUUUCAAGAAAUUUUAAAAUGUUCACCCUCUGAGGAGACUCAAACUGCAGACCUUUGUCAAAGUCUGGACAAAGCCAACAGAGAUGGAAAUGAAAUGGAGGUGAAUAAUAACCAGAGUCUAGAAGAUACUGCUCCUCAAGCCAAAAGUGAAGCUGGUAAGAAGAGGCCUCUUAUAAUGGAGGAGGGUCCAUCAACCUCCACUGUUAUGCAAGCUAAAAGACAGAAACUAGAUGUUGAUAUGGAGCACCCAGAGCCGGUCCACUGGACUUGGACUCAAAGGAGCUGUGUUUGGGCAGGCCGACGGAAAGUGCGGAGAGAUCUCUUGAAGACUAGUGAUGAGACUUCCAAACCUGAAGGAGGCUGCGUUGACAUUGAAAGCAGGGUGACACAGAGCAUUGUGGAGAAAGAGGAGAAAAUUCAAGAAUUGUUGUUCAAAGUGGAUGCAGAAGUUGUUGGCGGGAAUGAAAACACCAUGGUUGUCCUCCGUUUUCACCCCAGCCAUGAUACUGCAGCCGUCUUUCAAGACUUCUUCCAUUUUCUAGAGUCCUUCCUGCCUAAGAUGGCAGAAACGAUCCUAGGGAGAGCAGAGGAUGUUACAGAAAUGUCAUAGUUUAUUUUUUUAUUUUUUUGGUUA